UACCAUCAAUUUCAUAGUUUUCAGUUCUUGUGCUGUAUAGAUUAGUUUGUAAUAUAUCUCCCAAGAUAUUCUCAUAGAAGUUGUGUUUCCUGCCGACAGACAAAAUGUCUUGUUAGGCCCUUUCCCGAAAACUUUCAGCUUAAUUAACGAAGAAUUGCUGAGGGAAAAUGGAAGACCAAGGAAGGGGUCGCAAGGAGCAGGAACACGUUCCCGGGAACUGGUUUAGUACUUGGGAGGAACAGUUGCUAGUCGAGGCUGACAAUGAUCCGUCAUUCGAAGCCCAGUUCAACAAUUAUCAACGCCAUACCGACCAAAGGUUAUGGAUCUCGUUCCAGAAUACGGCGUCGUCCAUCGCACAGUUAUAUAAAGAACGACUCCAGGAUCGGGAUUCAGGUUGGAUACCGUUCCAAACUGCUGCAGCAUCUGCCACCAAUCUGUAUAAAGAAUCUGCAGAAGCAUCCAAAACCAACCGAGAUCUGGCGAUACAGUGUGGAUACCAGAGGAGGAAUAAAGAACUGUUGGCCUGGGUUAGAAAAAAGAAAAGAAAUAUCAGGAGAGAAGAUCUAAUAAGCUUUCUAUGUGGGAAAUCCCCUCCUCAUCGAUCAAGUGUAUCGUCACGGUCCAGUAGGCCUUCGUCCUCAGCAAGUGUUAGCAAGACAGAUGUAGUGACCCAUGACAGUGACCUUCAACAGUUCCAGGAAGCUCUUUCUAUGCAAGGUUUAAAUGGAGCUAUGGCAGGGAUAAGUGUACGCAGCCAUCCAGGGUCCCCCAAUACAAGAGGACACAGAGCAUCACCCAACCAUUCAGGAGUCCCUCCCGAUCUUACCAACUUCAUUGCAGAAGAGUUUCGUCGCCGUAGAAACAACCCUUCACCACCAUCCACAUCCACAACAAGUGCCACUAGAGGUCGCUCUAACUCUCCAUCUGUUCCUCCCACAAGAAAACGUCAUCCGUCUUCCGAAUCCAAUUCCGAUUGUCCGUCGGUUUCUAAGAAAUCACGGAAAUAACAAACUGAGAGUUCAAAUCAGUGACUUCCUGACUAACUUCCACUUCAUGAGGUCAAAGGUUGCCACGGUUCAGUUGUUUUAUUACAAAUUCUGAUUAACUUCGUAACUAUAAAGCAUUCUCUGCCAUAGAUUUGUCAUUCAAUUGCCGUCCUGGAAUCAGGCUCUCGACAAACCCAUCUAUAGGAUCAAAUCCAUACAUUUGAAACGAAUACCGGGCUGCCUAUUCCCAUACUCGACAUGGACUAGUAAUUUGACAAAGGCAGUUGUAUGGCUAAGUCGUCUUAUCAGUUUUCCCUCCUCCGGAAAUUAAAUAUGAAAAUCUCAUUCUAUUUCUUAGAUACAAGUCCAUACAUUUGAAAAGAAUGACAGGCAGCCUAUUCCCAUACUCAAAAAAACUAGUAAUUGGACAAAGGCUGUCGUUGCAUGGCUAAGUCCUCUUAUCAAUUUUCCCUCCUGGAAAUAAAAUAUGAAAAUCCUUUUCUAUUUCUUAGAUUCAAGUCCACACAUCUGAAACUAAUAUACAAUUAACUAUCCUAGUAUCCAACAUUAGUUUAUAGCCAAAGGAAAUGCAUCGUUUGCCAUAUGAUUAACCCAUCUUAUUAGUUCCCCUUUCACUGGGAUGAAUAGGAAAAAGGAUUGCCUCAAGAUACUAACCCCUGUAUCAUGAUUGCCUAUUCCCAUGUCCAACAUAGGCUAAUGACCAAACAAUGUCGUUUACUAUAUGAUUAAGUUGUCUGAUCAACUUGCCUCUUACUGGGUCAAAUAUGAAAAUCCAUUUUAGAAAUGCCUCAAGAUAUUUACCCCGACUCAGACAACUGCUUGCACAACCCUGAAACACUUUGUUUGAGUCUAUGCCUCAGAUGUGGGCAACUGUUUGACUAUUCCCAUCCCAACAUGAACUAAUAUCCAAACAAUGUGUUUUCUGUAUGAUUAAGCCGUCUAAUCAGCCUCUCAGUGGUAUAUAAUGAAAAAUUGAUUCCAGAAAUGCCUUAAGAUACUUACCCCGGUUUAGACGAUCGUUUUUUACAUGAUUGCCUUACCUUGGAAGACUGUUUUCAAAUCCAUGCCUGGGAAAUGGACAACUGUUUAACAAUUCCCAUACAUAACCAAAUAAGAUUCACCUCGUGUUAAAGUUGUUACUGUCCUUUCUUGGGUUAAAUAUGAUUCCAGACUGCUUUUUGCAUGAUUGCCUAACCGAGCGGUUCUCUGUGGAGGUCACAAAGCAGAUGUGGGUGGGCCACAAUGCUGGGCACAAAAAUCAUUUUACUUUUCACUUCACAAACAAACUUGUUCUUCCUAGUUUUAUUUCUUGAUAGGGUUGUUUCAGUUUGUUUUCACUUCGUUGAGCGUGAAUUGUUUGAACAUAAUCGGAUUUGGAAUCAAAAUAACACUAUAAGCACCACACGAAUGAUAAACUGGGGUCAUGAUUGCCAAAAUCCUUUGGAACGGGGGGCCAUGACCCAUCAAAGUUUGGGAACCCCUGGUUUAACCGAUCAGCCUUGUUAUCAUUAUUGACUCUGAUGGCAAACAUGACACCAUUUAUUUGUGAAAAAUUUCUUUUAUUUUUAUCCGUUUUUUUUUUGCCUUUUGUUAUCGCUUGAAAUUAUAUUAAUACUUCUAGUGGCCUAUCUUGGCAAAUAAAUUGAUUUGGCUACAAA
Molecule: messenger RNA, 2665 nt
Organism: Styela clava
Lineage: Eukaryota; Metazoa; Chordata; Ascidiacea; Stolidobranchia; Styelidae
Product: HUWE1-associated protein modifying stress responses-like
Source: RefSeq, a predicted model, not a curated record